Exserohilum turcica Et28A is the source of this 840-nucleotide messenger RNA. RefSeq lists its product as uncharacterized. Bases 1 to 840 code for a protein of 279 amino acids. The transcript has a single exon. The record is from RefSeq and is a predicted model, not a curated record. Gene Ontology annotation, cellular component: nucleus. Gene Ontology annotation, biological process: proteasome localization; nuclear protein quality control by the ubiquitin-proteasome system. NCBI's taxonomy places the organism in Eukaryota, Fungi, Ascomycota, Dothideomycetes, Pleosporales, Pleosporaceae.
AUGACGGGCCGCAAGCGCAAGGCCGACGACGAGGGCAGCGCUGCUGACGACGACCGCAUGAGUGCAUCGCCAUCGGUGCCCCCUGCCACCCUCCCGCGCCCGCCGCCCCGGGGCAUGAAGCGGAUGCGAACCAACGUCUCCGGCCGCCCGCUCCCUCUGCCUCGCCUGCUGGAGACGCUCAGCGCCGACGAGAUGCGGAGCCUGCUGCAGUCCAUCUGCCAGCGCCACCCAGACAUUGGCAACGAAGUCGUCACCACAGCGCCCCGGCCCAGCAUCCAGUCCACCAUGGAGGUCCUGUCCAAGUACGAGGCAGCGUUCCAGGCAGCAUUCCCCUUUGGCGGCCGUGCGUCGUCGGACUAUGCAUACAACAGAGUCCGCCAGCAGCUGGACGAGUUGCUCGACUCGCUCAAAGACUUUACGCCUCAUUUCCUCCCCCCACACGAGCAACAGCCUGCAACCUCGCUCGCCUUCCUCGAUGGAGCCACCGACAUCAUCCACCGUCUUCCCAACUGGGAUACCUACCAGCACAACCGCCACAAGCAAGAGGCAUACGAAGAGGUUUCCAAGGCAUGGGCGAUUGUCAUCCGCGAGGCAGCCAAGAGGGCAGGUGGUAUUCAGCUCCAGUACGGCGGAUGGGACCAGAAAAUCGCAAAGCACAAUGAGGUUUCGGGCGGAAAGAUGCAGGAAGCCGUCAACGAGCUGCGUGGGGGUCUUGGCUGGAUGGGCACCGAGACAAGCAAUGCUGCCACGGCUGGCCCCGCCGAUGCCAUGUCAAUUCGGCAGCAGCUUUUGAGCGGAAACUACGGCAGCGGCUCCCCGGCCAGCAUUGGUGCUUGGUAG